Rotaria socialis is the source of this 3393-nucleotide messenger RNA. The record is from the annotation of a GenBank genome assembly. NCBI's taxonomy places the organism in Eukaryota, Metazoa, Rotifera, Eurotatoria, Philodinida, Philodinidae.
AUGUCCGAAAAUAUACAAGAAACGAUUGUGGAACUAAUUAAUCAAGCACAACUUUAUGGAAAAGAUAGUGUUAGAGUACAACAUCUUCGGCAUGUACAAGAACUUAUUUUACGAAAAGAUCCAAGUUUACUUGAUAAUUUUCUUGAAGAAGUACUCUGUUUUCAAACAGAUAAAAGUCCUGAAGUGAGAAAAACUAUUAUAUCAUUUAUUGAAGAAGCUUGUCAACACGAUCCCGAAGUGAUUGUUAAAGUGAUUGAUAGUCUACGACUUUUACUUUACGAUGAUAAUGUACUUGUACAAAAACGAUUGACUGUCAGUAUGAUUACGAUUUAUAGAUUGACUUUAAAGUGGCUUUCUAAAUCUCGUCUUGUCGAUGAAAACGUUCGUAGUAUGUGGGAAAGUAUGGUGAACAUGAAAAUUCAUAUAAUUGCUAUGCUUGAUUCUGAUAAUGAUGGACUUCGUACGGUCGCUAUUAAAUUUAUUGAAAUGCUUGCACUUGUGUUAUCACGUCGUACAUCAGAUUCAAUCGUUCCCACUUUCAAUGAACAAGAUUUUUCCCUUAAUUUAUUACAAGAUGAUCAUCGUAUAUUACGUCGAAAUAAACUUGAACAAGAAGGAAAAGAUGUUAUGGAGAAAUUACUUGAAUUUACACUUUCUCAACAUUUAUCCAGUGUUAAUCUAAUAGCUGCAAUGGGCGCAAUAGCAAAUAUUGCUCGACAAAGACCAGAUUAUAUGAGCCGUGUUGUACAAACUUUUGAAGCAUUACAAGUUAAUCUACCCCCGACAUUGGUUGACUCACAAGUUAGUAGUGUACGUAAAAUAAUUAAAUUAAAAUUAUUAAGUCUUCUCAAACAUCCUGCUUCAUUCGAUUUUCAACCUCAAAUAACAACAUUACUAACUGAUCUUGGCGCAACACAAGCCGAAGUCCUUAAACAUUUACCUAAAGCACCAGCAGAAUCGAAACGUAAAAUAACAUUAAGUAAUAGCGAAAUCAAUACGAAAAAACCUAAGAUGACGAUUGAUGAUACGAGUAUUUUUGAUAAAGAUGAUUCAAAUAGUAGUAUAAGUGGAAAAGGAAUAUCUACCAGUGGUACACAUGGUUCCACGAUGUCCUCCACUUCGACGAGUCCAUCAUCGCCAUAUCCACAACAUCAAACAGCAAUUGAUAUAACAGCUGCUGAUCUUGUUGGAAAGUUAUCUAUUGGAAAUGUUGUUGAUUUAGUUCUUGUAUCCAUGUUUUUAUUACCCGAAAAAAUGCCAGCAUCAUUUCAAGCAACAUAUACACCAAUUGCAGCUGCUGGCACACCCGCGCAAAUCGAACAUUUAGCACGAUUACUUGGUGCACAAUUAACAGCAGCUGGCUAUGGCAAAGGUUAUGAACUUAUGAAAUCUCAACAGCAAGCUAAACCAAAAAUUGACGAUGAUAUUGAUGAAGGAAAACCUAUAGCAAGCAUUACGGGCAUUGAACGUGAUGACUUUUUUCCUUCGUCAUCCGCAGAUGUUGAAGGAAAACCAAUGUUACCAUCGACCAGUGGCAAUGAACUUAGUGAUAUGCCAUCAACAUCGGCAGGAAUAACAACAAUGUCCACAAUACCAAGUGUACAACAGAAAAAGAUGAAACCGUUUAAAUUAGCUGAUGCAAUUAAACCUAUUGAAUAUGAUGAAAUGCAACGCAUGUCAAUAGACUCAUUUUAUCGAAUUCUUCAUGCCGAAGACGUUUGUGAAACAGCUGGUGUUGGCCAUGUCAGAAAGAAAACAAUGACUUCAUUAGUUUGUUUAUCUGAACGAAGUUUUCGCGACAUUUAUGAAGAUUACAUAUUCGCCGAUGUACGUAAACGUCAUGAUCUUGCAUUCGCAUGGCUUUAUCAAGAAUUUGUUUAUGCUAAUGGAUACUUAAGCAUAUUGGACCCAAAUAAAAGAAAAGAUUUUACUAAAUACGAUGAUACAUUGUGUCGAUUACUUGAAUAUUUACAAGAAAAACCAGAUCAACGUGAUGGUUUAUUUUCUCGUUUGUUAACAAAUGCACCAUUAAUUACAGAUAAAGCAUUACUCGUAUUAAAAAGAUAUUGUCAAGAUGAAGCUCGUUCUUAUCUAGGUAUGAAUACAUUACGUGAUUUGAUAUUUCGUCGAAUAAAUAUGCGUGAAAAAUUCUUGGAUAUUUUACUUGACUUUACUCAUAAUGAAAAUCUGCCAGUAAGAAAUAAUGCGAUACGUAUCGCAAAAAGUCUUCACGAAAAAGAAGAAUUUAAACAAUCAAUCGAACGACAUGCUUUGAAAUUUUUAAAACAUUUAACAGCUGGCCAACCACCAGAAGCACUUUUUGCUGAUGACAAAAAAGUAUCAACAAUACCAAGUGACGUUUGGACAGAAGAUUCAAUUCGACUUUGUCUUCCAUUGUAUCUCAGUUUGAUGCCCUCUAAUCAUUAUUUAAUUCAACCAUUAGCAACAAUCUAUACAGCGGUUAAUGGUGAUAUUAAACGCGUAAUUCUUCGGGUUUUAGAAAAUCCUGUUCGUGACAUGGGUAUGGGCAGUGCAGAAAUAUUAAAACUAGUUGAAAAUUGUCCUAAAGGUGCCGAAACAUUGAUUACGCGUAUUAUUCAUAUUCUGACUGAAAAAGCGCCACCAUCACGAGAACUGGUUGAAAAAGUACGAGAUCUAUACCACAAACGUGUAUCUGACGUUCGUUUUCUAAUACCAGUACUAACUGGUUUGGACAAGAGGGAAAUCAUUAGUGUACUACCAAAACUAAUCAAAUUAUCACCACCGGUCGUCAAAGAAGUCUUUAAUCGAUUGUUGGGUCUUAAUGCUUCACCUGAAACAUCACAUGCUAGUCCAAUCUUAUCAUCUGAAUUACUAAUUGCUCUUCAUCAGAUUCCUUCAGAGGAAUGUGAAUUAAAAACAACGAUGAACGCAACUACAUUAUGUCUAAACGAACGUUCCAUUUAUACUCACGAUGUUCUUGCUGUUGUUAUUCAACAACUUGUAGAUAUUAACCCAAUACCUGUUUUGUUUAUGCGAACGGUUUUACAAGCACUUAGUUUCUAUCCAAAAAUGGUUGGCUUUGUUAUGAAUAUUCUACAACGGCUUAUAACAAAACAAACUUGGAAACAAGCACGAGUGUGGGAAGGUUUUAUCAAAUGUUGUCAAAAAACUCGACCUCAUUCAUUUCCAUUACUUCUUCAAUUACCACCUCCACAACUUAAACAUGUUUUUCAGACGGCACCGGAAUUACGCGAGGGUCUUAUGCGUCACUUACAUUCCAUGUCAAUCGGACAACGAUCAUUGAUUCCAUCAUCUAUACUAACGGUCAUUGAAGAUAAUUCCGAAAAUGUUGCACCAGAAAUACGUAUACAAACUGUGCCCAUUCCUUCUAUUACAUCUCAUGAUCAAUAG